AGCGAUUGAAGCUCGAGCCUGCCCAGCUUAGCGUGAAAAACCGCUCUGACUCGUGUUUUGCGUCCUUCGAAGUCAUUGCAGACCCAGCAUGACUGACAAGCGCGUAGACCCAGCGACAGGAGAGGCAGUCACGUACAACGAGCUGGUGGCGACCUACAAGAGGACCUACAAAAGGCGUGAGAUCGAAGAGUAUUGGGAGACUUGCAAGCCCGCCAAGAAGAAGAAGGCGGCAGCCAAGUCGGAGCCAAAGCCCAAGGCGAAAGCCGGCGCGAAAGCCAAGCCGGAGCCAAAGGCCAAGGCGAAGGACGGCAAGAAAGAUGAGAAGCCCAAGGCGAAGGCCAAGGCUGCGCCCAAGCCUGAGCCAAAGGGAAAGAUGGACGACAAGGUGAGCGUCGGCAAGGAUGGCGGCGCCUCGGCCCUGGCGAAGUUGCGGAGCUUCAGCGGCUGCGUGCUGGCGGAGUAUGUCUGGUUGGACGCGGAUGGCGUGACACGAUCAAAGACCAUGACGAUGACAGCACGGCCCUUGAAGGUCAGCGAUUUGAAGGUGUGGAACUACGACGGCAGCAGCACGGGACAGGCGGACGGCCACAACUCGGAGGUACUUUUGAAGCCGCGGGCGAUUUUCAACGACCCGUUCCGCGGCUACCCCCACGUCAUGGUUUUGGCCGAUGCCUGGAAUGCCUGGGACGACCAGCCGGCGAAGAACAACACCCGCGCCAAGUGCGCCGAGACCAUGGACAUGUACCGCUCCCUGGACCCUUGGUUCGGCAUCGAGCAGGAGUACACCCUGAUGAAGCCAGGGAAGGUCGGGAUGAAGCCUACGGUGCCUUUGGGCUUCAACGCCGACAACAGCGAGCCCGCACCCCAAGGGCCAUACUAUACCGGCGCCGGCUUUAACGUGGCCAUCGGCAGGCCCGUGGCAGAUGAGCACUACAAGAUGUGCAUGUUGGCGGGAGUGAAGAUCUCAGGCAUCAACGCGGAAGUGAUGCCGGGACAGUGGGAGUUCCAGAUCGGCCCCUGCCGCGGCAUCGAGAUGGGAGAUCACUUGACCAUCGCACGCUACAUCAUGUUGCGCGUGACCGAGAAGCACGACUGCGUGUGCUCCUUCGACCCGAAGCCCGCGGAGGGCGACUGGAACGGCGCCGGGUGCCAUACCAACUUCAGCGUCACGCCGAUGCGUGUGGCUGGAGGCUAUGACACCAUCAUCAAGGUGUGCGAGGCCUUUGGUAAGGUGGCCAAGGAGCACAUCAAGGAGUACGGUGAGGGCAACGACAAGCGUCUGACAGGCAAGCACGAGACCUGCGACAUCAACACUUUCAAGUACGGCGUGGCCAACCGAGGUGCCUCCAUUCGUAUCCCGCGAGAGGCGGAGAAGAGCGGGCGCGGCUACAUGGAGGACCGGCGGCCAGGGGCCAAUUGCGACCCCUAUCGAGUGACCAACAUCAUCAUGAAGACCACAGGUGAAUGCCUGAGCGCUGAGACCAUCGAGGCCGGGGGCAAGAGCCACACGGCCUUCGUGUUCAUCAAGCCCCAUGCGAACAACGAGAAGGUGCAAGCGCUGGUGAAGGAGAAGCUCAGUGGCUCGGGGCUCACCAUCAAAGCAGAGGGUGCCAUCAAGUCCACCCUCAUCGACAAGAAGAAGCUCAUCGACAUCCACUACGGCGCCAUCGCCGCCAAGGCGGUGAUGAUGAAGCCGAAGGACCUCACAGUCCAGGAGAAAUCCCAAGAAGAAUUUGAGAAGCAGUUUGGCGUGAAGUGGAGCAAGGUCAUGGAGGAUGGCUUGGUCUACAACGCGAUGGACGGUGCCAAGAAGCUCGGCAUUACUGCGGACGAGAUGGGCAAGAAGUACGAUGCCUUGAAGAAGGGCGAAGGCAUCAUCAAGUUCGGCGGCGGCUUCUACUGCGGCAAGGUCGACGACAUCUACGUCAUCAACGGCUUUUACAUGAACAUGCGCUCCAAGUUCACUGCACCUGGCACCAGCAUCUACUACUACGAGGUGGAGUGGCCAACGGAGAAGAUGUCCUGGGCCGACUUCCGCGGCAAGUUGCUGGGCCCCACCGACCCCGCGAGCGCUCCGGAGGGCUCCCUGCGGCAGAUGAUCUACAGCCAGUGGUCGGACCUCGGCUUGAAGGCACAGCCGGACACCGGGGACAACGGCGUGCAUGCCUCGGCGUCGCCCUUUGAGGCGCUGGCCGAGCGCAGCAACUGGCUGCGGGCCUCCAUCUCCAAGGACGCCUUCGGGAAAGCGCUCUUGGCCAGCGGCGUGGCACCUGGUAUGGCCAAGGAGUGGUUCAGCGACCCACAGGUGGAGUUUGAAGGCGGCAAGAAGUCCUUGUUCGAUCUCCUGGAGGAUUUGGACGCGCCUGCGUGCCUGAAGAAGUGCAAGGAGAUCGCUGCGGCGAACAAGAAGUGAGAGACAGCGGCUAUAGCACCUGGAGGUCAAUGAACAUGCCAGUGACAGACUUCGUGGAUCACCAUGAUCCUGCGUGCCUGCCACUGGCUAGCUACACCUGGACUGAAAUUGUUGUUUUGUGAACCUGGAAGGCGGCUGUUUGUCAAGAACAGAUCGCAC
This is a messenger RNA of Durusdinium trenchii, 2572 nucleotides long. The record is from the annotation of a GenBank genome assembly. NCBI's taxonomy places the organism in Eukaryota, Dinophyceae, Suessiales, Symbiodiniaceae.